This is a messenger RNA of Armigeres subalbatus, 2259 nucleotides long. RefSeq lists its product as uncharacterized. Gene Ontology annotation, biological process: proteolysis. The transcript is spliced from 2 exons. Lineage: Eukaryota; Metazoa; Arthropoda; Insecta; Diptera; Culicidae. The record is from RefSeq and is a predicted model, not a curated record. Gene Ontology annotation, molecular function: zinc ion binding; aspartic-type endopeptidase activity; nucleic acid binding. The coding region runs from base 1 to 2259 and encodes 752 amino acids.
AUGGCACCCCGUAAGCUGACAUCGUUGAAGGCUUUGGUCGUGAAGCUGGGUGAAAUUCAAGCUGACCUGGACGAUAUUUGGAAGUUCGUUCAACGUUACGAUGAGGCCACCACCGCGACUGAUGUCAACAUGCGCUUAGAGAGGAUUGGCGAACUUUGGGAGAAGUAUGGCGAGACGUUGGUGGAGAUCAAAUGCCACGACGACUACGACGAGGAUGAGGAUGUGCGACUGCCGCAGAUCAAGCUGCAGUCAUUCAACGGCGAUAUCGACGAGUGGAUUAGUUUCCAUCAGGUUAUCGAACCAGCGGAGUAUAAGGAUCUCCUGCUAGUCAAUCUUCUCACCAAUCGUUUGGAUCCGGUGACCCGCCGAGGUUGGGAGGAGUUUUCAUCCACGAAGGAGCAGGAUACUUUGGAGGAUCUGACGGAGUUUCUGCAGCGAAGGAUACGUGUUCUCGAGUCGCUUCCAACGAAGGCGGCUGAGUCUAGGGGUGUUCAAUCGUGGCAGCAACAACCCCAGAGGCAGAAGCAGUCCACAGCGAAGGCCAGUUACAGCACGAUGCAGUCAUCGUCAGGAGCACGAUGUGUGGCAUGUAAGGAGAGCCACUACCUCCAUCAAUGUGGCGUGUUCCAACGAAUGUCGGUGGCUGACAGAGAUGCCCUGCUGAAAACCCACUUCCUCUGCAGGAAUUGUUUCCGAGUGGGUCAUUUGUCCAAGGAGUGCCAGUCCAAGUUCAAUUGCAAGAAUUGUAAGGGUCGUCACCACACUUUGGUGUGUUUCAGGUCGGAGAAGGAUAGUUCUGCAAAGGUCGCAGCGGUUGCUAGGGGCAACCAUCCUUCAAUCCCAAAGGAGUCCUCUGGAGUCAACGAAGCUUCUGGUUCGGGUUCCUCUCAGGUGGUCAAUAUGGCGGCCACCGAAAUUUCGGUUUCUGGUGCGGCUCAACAAUAUUCUUCGCAAGUUUUGCUGGCAACUGCGGUUAUCGUCGUGGAAGAUGAUCAAGGUGGAAGGUUUCCUGCUCGCGCUUUAUUGGAUUCGGGCUCAGAGAGCAACUUCAUCACGGAGCGACUGACUCAACGGAUGAAGACCCAACGAGAAAAGGUGGAUAUAUCGGUGCGAGGAAUCGGUCAAGCAGGAACCAAGGUCAAAUACAAAAUACAAGCGGUGGUGCGGUCGCGAGUUUCUCCUUUCUCGCGAGCACUGGACUUUCUCGUUCUUCCCAACGUAACGGUGAAUCUGCCAACUGCUACAAUGCGCACGGAUGGUUGGUCGAUACCCCCAGGAAUCAAACUGGCAGAUCCCGCUUUCUUCUUGUCCAGUAGAGUCGACUUGGUACUCGGUAUCGAAUCAUUUUUCGAUUUCUUCGAAACCGGUCAAAGAAUUAACCUAGGCAACCAAUUGCUGACGCUGAACGAAUCGGUUUUCGGAUGGGUGGUGUGUGGAGGUUUAUCCUAUUCUCAUCAGGAUCUGCACAUUACCUGCAACGCUUCCGCAACAGAGAAACUGGAAUCUCUAGUUGCCCGGUUCUGGUCUAGCGAAGAGGUUGGUUCGGUCAAGGUACUCUCACAGGAGGAAAAACGAUGUGAGGACCUAUUCCAAAAUACAGUCCAACGGAAUCCCGAUGGCAGGUACACGGUUACACUACCAAAGGAGGAAGGCGCUCGUCAAAGGUUGGGCGAAUCCAAGGACAUUGCGGUCCGGCGUCUUCAUGGUACGGAGCGACGCCUGGCAAGGAAUGCCAACCUGCACAAAAGCUACCACGAUUUUAUGGAGGAAUACGAGUCGAUGGGACACAUGGAGAAGGUCGAAGGGGCGGCCUUAACAACAAAACAGCGGUGCUUUUUACCGCAUCAUCCCGUUUUCAAGGAGGACAGCACUACAACCAAGGUCAGGGUGGUGUUCGAUGCCUCCUGCUCAACAUCGUCCGGCGUAUCGCUCAACGACGUGCUGCUGACUGGACCGGUAAUACAGGAUGAUCUCAGAUCAAUCAUUAUGCGAAGCCGUACCAAGCAAGUAAUGCUCGUUGCUGACGUCGAGAAGAUGUUUCGGCAGAUUUGGGUUAACCCGGAAGAUAGGUCUCUACAGUGUAUCCUGUGGCGCUCAGAUCCUCAGAACAACAUUAGCGUGUAUGAACUCAAGACCAUUACUUACGGUACCAAACCGGCGCUGUAUUUGGCCACAAGAACCCUCAAACAGCUGGCGUUGGAUGAAGAAACGGCAUAUCCUCGGAUCACGUGCGACGAGCGAAGACACUUAUAUGGAUGA